Messenger RNA from Salvia miltiorrhiza (redroot sage), 6247 nucleotides. Its product is annotated as SNF2 domain-containing protein CLASSY 4-like. The record is from RefSeq and is a predicted model, not a curated record. NCBI's taxonomy places the organism in Eukaryota, Viridiplantae, Streptophyta, Magnoliopsida, Lamiales, Lamiaceae. The coding region runs from base 753 to 5816 and encodes 1687 amino acids. Gene Ontology annotation, biological process: gene silencing by siRNA-directed DNA methylation. The transcript is spliced from 8 exons. Gene Ontology annotation, molecular function: ATP-dependent chromatin remodeler activity; ATP binding.
UUAUCUUUAAUCCUUACAAACACUCAUUUUUUACAAAAAAAAAAAAUUUAAUUCAAUUUCAACCACUCAUUUUAAAUUUUGGUGGGACUCUUUCUUCACUACAUAAAAAUCACCACCAUUUUUAUUAAAAUAUGUGCCCACCAAAAGUGUCAUAUUUUUGGUGGACGAAAGGAGUAUCUUGUUAUCAAUUAAUAAAAUUAUUAGGACAAAUAGGCAAAAAUUCACCAAUUUUGGACGAAUUCUCAUUUUUUCCAUGACUUUUAAAUGUUAGUGUAAUAUACGUAAACUUUUAAUUGAGUAUAAUUUUUCUCAUAAAUUGCAUCCCAUCCUUCAAUAAAUAAGAAUUUUCUGCAACAAUUUCAACGACUCCACAAGAAAGGUACGAGACAUUGACAUCUCACAGUAAAAUGAGUUACAUUUUGAUGAGCACUAAAAAUGGUUCCCGCCUCGAGGCCUUCUGCAGCCCCCACACCACAGUGAUGGCUGCGCCAAUAAAGGGGAUUGGGAAACACGAAAGAGGAAAAUUUGUCGGAGCUUCAGUGAGACUUGAGAGAUGCUCUAAUUCCCAUCGUCAAACUCCUAAUUGGAAUCUCUCUUUCUUUCACUCUUCGCUUCUGCAACACUCGCACAUUGAGGAAUCCACCGCCUGAUGUCGGCGAUUAGGUAUAUUAUUUGUUGAUUGGAGAAGUUUGCAUCUUGUGAGAAAAUGGGUUGAUGCAUGUGUUUAUUUCCAUUGCACAUUUGUUAAGGGAAUGGCAAUAAGGGGGUGUGGAAAAUUAGAGACCAUCGCACAACUAUACGAGGGUCUUGAUGAAGACUUCAAGGCUGAGCUGGAGGCAAGUAGUGAUGCAAGUUGUCUAUUCAGGCUCCUGAAGGUGCCAAAAUCGAACAUCUUAAAGCCGCUUGUGGAAACUCUCUUAAGGAAGUAUGAUUGUAAAAAAUGUGUCUUCGCAUUUGGUCUUUACAAUCUAAACGUAACAUUGGAGGAUGUCCUUUUUUUGACUGGUUUACCCAUUUGGGGUGAACCAGUAAUCAGCUCCAAUAGUCGCGAUGAACAAGCUUUUACACGGGUGUUUGGGGAACAGAUGAAGAGGACUCUUUCCAUGGAGCAACUGAGAGCUAUCGCGAUAGAUGUGACCAAAGAACAUAGGAAGCGGAAGAUUGCCGUGCUACUAAUUAUUAUCUCAUGCUUUAUUGUACCCUCUUCUGAUGGGCAACGGGUCGACACCACCUAUGUCCAAUUUGUGGAAAGAUUGGAAGAGGUGGACUCAUAUGCUUGGGGAGCAGCGCUGCUAGCCUUCCUCUACUCCGGGAUCAAUAAAUGUAAGGGUGUAAACCCUCCUAAGGGGGCAGUUGAUGGCAACCUUUGGGUGCUUAUGAGUUUUUUCUUGAUUCGUAUACCAAAGUUGCGAGAUGCCAUUGGAAUUGAGUUGAAGUUAGAGGACCGUGGAGUGCCUCUCAUGUUUUGGGUUGUGGAGAAAGUGCAAAGAAUUUCUCACAAUCACAAACCUGUGUACAUGGAUAGAGUAGAUAAGAUUCUUCAAAAUAUUUCUGAAGAUGAAGUCUUAUGGUCACCAUAUUCUUCAUCCCUCUUGCCUCGUUCCCUACAGGACCAGGUACAAUUUGGGACUCUUCUAGCCCCAUUGUUUUGCAACAACUAUGUGGUACAUCAUAGACCACAUCUUGUUGCAAGACAAUUUAAUGUGUUUAAGGAGCGAAUUCUGUCUACUUUGAGAUGGGAUGAACACGAAAUCCAAGUGAAGCAAAACAGGGGGCCGCGCAGGCAAAACUUCAGAAAAAAUUAUGAGAAAGAGCUUCAGAUUUGGGGGGAGAAGCAGCUGGCGCAGGACCUCAUGUGUCGUGUUCCCCAGGUGUGCGUUAGGAGAAAUGCAAGAGAGAGUAUUCCUUAUAAUGAUCAGCAUAUGAGAUCUAGCCCCGACAAUCACUGUAGUGACCACUCCACUCACGCCAACGCGUCCCUUACGGAACCUCACCCCCAUGAUAGUAGGCCAAAAAGGAUUACAAAAGCUCGUGAUCAUCUAAAGAAGCAAAAGGUGAACAACGAUGAGUCUGAGUUCAGAAAUUGGAGAAGACAGAUUGUUUCGGAGAUUGCGUCCUCAACUUGUCAAGAACAAGAUGAAGAACAUAUUGCUGCCACUUCUGCACAGAAUGUCAGGAGAGAGAGCAAGGAGAUAUCAUCUUCUGAAAAGAAUGAUAGAAACAUAAAAAAGAGAAAAGCUUCCGACUCAAACGAAUUUCUUUGCUCUUCCUCAAGCACCGAGUCCAAUAGUAAUCAUGUUAGUGCAUCUCUGCAAGAUUUUGAAGCCAGCUCAUAUGGUGCAAAGCAGGACAUGGAUGUAUGUAUUGCAAAGCGGACACGAUCAAAGAUGGGGAGCAUAAAAAAGACAUCCGAAGUUGCCAAUGUCUCAUUGGGUUCAUCAGUGGAUUCAGAUUCAUCACCUAAUGAUAGUGGAAAUGAUACAUCUCUUGAUGAAGAUUUUGAAGUGGAGAUUUCUAACAAUGACGUAGAACUGUUAAGCUCGCAUGUUGAGGCAUGUGAAGUCCGAGUAGAAAAUGAAGAAAUGGAUACAACUUUUCACCAUGAAACUGAUGCAGAAGAGGGCUUGAAAGAGAAGAUUAACUUGAAAGAAUCUUCAUGCUCAAACCAGUCGAAUACUAAAAAAGGCUAUGAUCAUAGUGGUGAUGGUACUAAGGAAAGAACUGAAGUAACCAGUUUGAAUUCAAAUCUUUGUGCUAAAACUGCAUUCAUGCCUAAUGAAAAGAAGGUGCCAACCGGAGCAAAGGAGGCAACUACUGUUUCCCACUCAAAAGACGGGUAUGAUCAUAGUGAUGAUGGUACUAAGGAAAGAACUGAAGUAAUCAGUUCGGAUUCACAUCUUUGUGCUAAGACUGCAUACAUGGCUAAUGAAAAGAAGGUGCCAACUGGAGCAAAGGAGGCAACUACUGUCUCCCACUCAAAAGACGGGUAUGAUCAUAGUGAUGAUGGUGCUAAGGAAAUAACUGAAUUAACCAAUUCGGAUUCACAUCUUUGUGCUAAGACUGCAUUCAUGGCUAACGAAAAGAAGGUGCCACCCGGAGCAAUGGAGGCAGCUCCUCUCUCCCACUCAAAAGACAGGUAUGAUCAUAGUGAUGAUGGUCCUAAUGAAAGAACUGAAGAGACUAGUUCAGAUUCACGUGGAGCAAAGGUGGCAGCUCGUCUCUCCCAUAGUGAUGAUGGUACUAAGGAAAUAACUGAAGCAGCAACGACUUCAGAUUCACAUCUGAGUGCUAAGAAUAAGCCUGUGGUCCUGGCUAGUGAAAAGAAGGUUCCAACCGGACCUAAGGAGGCAGCUCCUUCCUCCUACUCGAAAGAUGUCUAUGAUCAUAGUGAUGAGGGUAACAAAGAAAGAACUGAAGCAGCCAGUUCAGAUUCACAUGAUCCUGCUGUGACUGAGGCUGCAGACAUGGCCAAUGUAAUGGAGGUGCCUAUGAAAAGAAAGCAAGUAUCUUCAAAUCAAGUCAAGGAUUUAUGCAUCAUGCUUGCAGAUGCUGUAUUGGGAGGUGGACUAAUUCUUGCAUCUCAAACUCAAACUACUCUUCCAUGGAAGUUCAGGUUUGAAGAUGAGGUACCAGAACAGGUGGAAAAAACAGAGUAUGAAAAAGAGAUCGACAGUUUAUUUUGUAAACUAGACUCCGAGUGGGCACUGGAGGAACUGCAAUCAUUUGACUACCCCAAGGAUAUCUUAGAAAAGGAAAGUUCUCCUCCUGAAGAAACUCAGCAUGCGAGAUGUUCCAGAGGGAAACAUGAGUUGGUCUUAGAAGAUGAGGAAGGAUUAAUAUGUAUCUUCUGUCGCCAUGUGGAACUCGGACCAAAGGACGUCAUGCCUGAAUGGGCGGAGAGAACUUACAGGGAAUCAGAAAGAAAAAGAUGUUCUGAACCAGAACAACUUUUAGAGUAUGAUGAACUUCACAUACAUCCUUCAACCAUUGAUGAUGCUGAUUCUCGCAAAAGUAGUACUGCUACUGGUACCGUUUGGAGCAUCAAACCAGGUGUACUAGAGAGUAUGUAUGAGCACCAGCGAGAAGGCUUUGAAUUUUUGUGGAAAAACCUGGCAGGAAGCAUCAAUCUUGAUGAACUGAAGAGCACCGAUCCUGUUGGAGUGGGUGGAUGCAUCAUUUCUCAUGCUCCGGGGACUGGGAAGACGCGUUUGACUAUAGUUUUUGUCGAAACUUACUUCAAGAUGUUCCCUAACUGCAUGCCAGUGAUUAUUAGCCCAGCCAGCACUCUCCUCACCUGGGAAGAAGAGUUCAAAAAAUGGAAUGUUGAGUUCCCCUUUCAUAAUCUGAGCAAUUUUGAGUUGUCAGGCAAGGAGAACAAGGCUGCUCUCGAACUUAUUCCUCAGACCAAGAUUAAAGAAAAGGAAGCUAUUCGUAUGAUAAAGAUAUGUUCUUGGAGCAUGGGGGGGAGCUUUCUGGGAAUCAGCUAUAACUUGUUUGAGAAGUUAACGGGGGAAAGAAACACAAAAGAGAAAAGAAACAAGAAGAGAAAGUAUCUUGAUAGUUAUAAAGAGAAGAUGAGGAAAAUUUUGUUGGAAAAGCCUGGACUGGUUGUUCUUGAUGAAGGGCACACUCCUCGAAAUCAUAGGAGUAGCAUUUGGAAUGUUCUCCUCAAGCUUAAGACGGAGAAGCGUGUGAUUCUUUCUGGAACACCAUUCCAAAACAAUUUUGGCGAACUCUUCAACACACUGCGAAUAGUCAGGCCAGCGAUUGCAGAUGUGCUUGCACGAAAGAAGUUGUUUGGUAAAACAGUUGUGGCAAAGAACAUGUCUUCAAGCAGAAAACACAAGGGGGAGCAUUGGCAAUCUUCUAUGAUUUCAGAAGAUGUUGACCGUGCUGUGGAGUACCUAAAAACUUGCAUGUCACCGUUUGUUCAUCUGCAUAAAGGCGACAUCCUUCAGCAGAGUCUGCCCGGUUUGAGAGAUUGUAUUGUCCUCCUCAAACCCCCUACACUGCAGAAUAGUUUGAUUGAGAGAUUGCAAAGUUCCAACAACUUUAUAUUUCAACAUAAAGUUUCUUUGAUAUCCGUACACCCAUAUCUUUUCCUACACUGUGAAACAACAGAAGAUGCAAAGAUUGGAAUUGACAUGGCUGCAGUUGAGGCAUCCAAGCUCAAUCCUCACGAAGGCGUAAAGACAAGAUUUCUUCUGGAGCUAGUUCGCCUCAGUAUGGCAGUGAAAGAGAGAGUACUAGUAUUCAGCCAGUAUAUUCAGCCUCUUGAGCUUAUCAAGGAACAGUUGAAAGAAGUCUUCAAAUGGGUUGAAGGAAAAGAAAUUCUUCACAUCCAUGGGAAGCAAUAUCAAAAACAGCGUCAAAUUUCGAUAAAUUUAUUCAAUGAUCCGCAGAGUGCAUCCAAGAUCAUGCUUGCAUCAACCAAGUGUUGCUCUGAGGGCAUAAGCUUGGUUGGGGCUUCAAGGGUAGUAUUGUUGGAUGUCGUCUGGAAUCCCUCUGUGGAAAGGCAAGCAAUAUGUCGUGCUUAUAGGAUCGGGCAGAAGAAGUUUGUCCACACCUACCAUCUGAUGACUUCUGGAACUACUGAGGCCGACAAAUACUGCAGGCAAGCUGAGAAGGAGCGUUUAUCUGAGCUGGUGUUCUCAUCUUCAAAUGAAAGCAACCGACAGAAGCAUCCCUCUUCUGGUAUCGAGGACAGGAUCCUCGAGGUGAUGAUUUCUCAUGAUGGUUUGAAAGGAAUGUUUGAAAAGAUCAUCAACCAGCCAAAGGAGACUGACCUAAUUCAAACAUUUGGUCUCACAUCUUGAGCUAUGGUUCCAGGUACCCUUGCUUCAACUGUCAAGCAGGCCACUCUACUAAUUCUCAAGUUUCUCAAUGCACUCUCACACAUACGACACAUGCACUCCUGCUUGCAAUGAAAGGGGUAUUUAUACAGGCACCUUGUGUGAUAGGCCUGUCCUUUCAUAUUAUGGCUGCUGAAAUUUGUUGGGAUUCACUAGGAGGAUGAUAGCAGGGAAGUUCGAUUUGAUUAGAGCUUCAUUCGGAUGGGUGAGUGAUUGAGUUUUGUAUUCAUCGUGUAAUCACUUCCGGGAGCCCAGUAUUGUACUUAAAUGAGCUAGUAUGAAAUAGCUUUGAGAUGUUGCAAGAUUAAGACAUUUUUCAGAGAGUUGGAGGAUUCUUUCCAUUGUGAUUAAAGGGCUUAUAAUAAAUAAAUUCACAGAGUGUUCUGUAGUGUUUA